AUGACGACUUUCCCGGGAGAGCUCAUCACCGAGAUACUUUCCCUACUUCCCAUCAAGCCACUGCUUCGUUUCCAGUGUGUUUCGAAGCCAUGGUUCUCCCAAAUCAACAACUCAGAUUUCAUCAAGUUGCAUCUCAAUCACUCUAGAGAACGCACCCUCAUUGUACAGACCUACUGGCCAAGUAAUUACUACAUGGUAAACUUUUCUAAUGAGGGUCAGUUUAGCGAGGCCGCGAAGAUCGAACAGCUGCAGUACCAAUCGGCAAGCACAGAGAUUGUAGGAUGUUGCAACGGCUUGGUUUGCAUCAGAAACUUGAAUUGUGAAAUUGUAAUAUGCAACCCAUUAAUUGGAAAGUACAAGAAAUUACCCUCUUCUAAGCCUCCUAGAGAAGCUAGUUCUGAUUACUAUGAUUACUUAGCAUUUGGAUACGAUCGGGUCAACGACGACUACAAGGUUUUUAAGUUUGAGAUCCCAAAAACCUUGGUUGUGAACAUAUCCUUAAGGAGGGAAAAAUGUAGUCCUGAGGUAUACAGUUUGCGAGAACACUCUUGGAGAAUGGUUGAAGAUGAAUGGCCUUUUGAAAAAUCGUCUAUUUUCUCAAAUUGUCUGGGCUGGCCUUUCUUAAACGGUAAUUUCCAUUGGUUGGUGCCUUUCUUAAACGGUAAUUUUCAUUGGCUGGUUACUCAGUCAAACUCCAAACAGGUCAUUGUUGCAUUCAAUCUUAGCACUGAAAAAUUCCAAGUACUAGAUGAGAUUCCCGUUAAUUUUGGUUUAUUUUUAAAUGAGUGUGUCACCUUUGUGGUGUUGAGAGGAUGGCUUUGUCUUACCAUAGAUAGGGAUGUUUGGGUGAUGAAAGAGUAUGGGGUGGCCAACAGUUGGACUCUGCUUUAUACGAUGCAGCUGGACCCGGCUCCUUCCACCUACCUACCUUUAGUGUUCUCACAUGACGGAGAAGAGGUUUUGACAGGAGAGAAGGAAAUUACAGAGCGGGACUUUCAUCAACUCUUUUGGUAUGACAUAAAAAAUAAAACAUGUAAGAUUGUUGAGAUUCAAAAUAUGCCCAAUAGUUUCUCUAAGCCAUGCACUUGUAUGGGAAGCCUCCUUCUCCUCGAUGUUGACCGUGACAAUUAA
Messenger RNA from Corylus avellana, 1131 nucleotides. RefSeq names its product F-box protein CPR1-like. The record is from RefSeq and is a predicted model, not a curated record. NCBI's taxonomy places the organism in Eukaryota, Viridiplantae, Streptophyta, Magnoliopsida, Fagales, Betulaceae. Gene Ontology annotation, molecular function: protein binding.